AUGGGCGUGGGAGCCUGGGUGCGCGUGGUUCGCUUACAGAACCGUCUCCCACAGCAGACAUUUAUUGAGCUGCCCCUGUGUGCCAGCCUCUCCUGGAUGCUCAGUUUCGUCUGGGUGGGAAGCCAGCUGGGAUUGAAGGUGUGCACCACCACUCGGGGCUCCUGCAAGCCGGAGGCGCUCGCCAAGCGCCCGGCCGCGCUGCCCCUGCUGGAGCGCGGGAGCGAGGGCGCCGCCGCCGGCUCGCUGCCCUCCACGCCGCCGCCGGCCGACGACGACGACGACGACGAGCUGUACCGCCAGUCGCUGGAGAUCAUCUCGCGCUACCUGCGGGAGCAGGCGGGCGGCCGCAAGGACGCCAAGCCGCUGGGCGCGCCGGGCCGGCGGGCGCUCGAGACCCUGCGGCGCGUGGGCGACGGCGUGCAGCGCAACCACGAGACGGCCUUCCAGGGCAUGCUUCGGAAACUGGACAUCAAGAACGAUGACGAUGUGAAAUCUUUUUCUCGAGUGAUGGUCCAUGUUUUCAAAGAUGGCGUAACAAACUGGGGCAGGAUUGUGACUCUUAUUUCUUUUGGUGCCUUUGUGGCCAAACACUUGAAGAGCAUAAACCAGGAAAGCUGCAUCGAACCAUUAGCAGAAAGUAUCACAGAUGUUCUUGUAAGGACGAAACGGGACUGGCUUGUCAAACAAAGAGGCUGGGAUGGGUUUGUGGAAUUCUUCCACGUACAGGACCUAGAAGGCGGCAUCAGAAAUGUGCUGCUGGCUUUUGCAGGUGUUGCUGGAGUAGGGGCUGGUCUGGCUUACCUAAUCAGAUAGCCUUGAGUACAGUGGGUGACUCCAGCCACCAAACUACAUGCUUCUGUGGACACAAGUGUAUUUAUCAAGUUGGACUUGAAGCUGCCCGCCUUUAACAAUCCAUGAAUUCUUCUCUAGCAACAUAGCCAGAGAGAAAGCAAGUGGCAACAGGAUUGUGGCUAACAAGAAUAAAUACAUGGGAAAAGUGCUCCCUCUGGAAGAUUAAUGUCUGAAAGAAGCAAAGUUCACUCUCAGCAACUUUGGGAGGCCAUGGAGGAGGACUUGUAGAUUGAAUGAGAGUGGGUGGAUGGAAAAUUCGAUUUCCUUGUUUAAAACUAGAAGAGGGGCCAGUCACCAGGCUAGUCAUAGUCAGUAACCUCGCAGAAUCCGUUGUUCUGCUGUAGUGUUGAAGAGGAGCAGUAACAGUGGUGGAGACCUGUGGGAAAUGGAUUUUUAAGCUACAAGUGACCGAACUAUGACUAGAAGCUGCGGUGCUGUCCGAGAAUUGGAAAGGAGGCGCGCUCUUAGCCUUGCCAGGUGGACUUCCAGACAGGGCCCAAGUGGGACUUUAGACCUGUCCACACUGACCUGGUUUGGAUGAUUCUUAAGUUUAUUAGCCUCGUAAUGGCCAAACGUACUUGACUUAAGGUUCACUAAUUAGUUACCAAACGGAAUAGCCUCAAUUUUUAAGAAAAGCCGCUUAUAAAAUAUUUGUCUGUAAAAAUUGUAUAUAUUUUUACAGAAAAUCUAUUUCUUUGAACAUAAAAAGAGGGAACUCUUGGGACUAGUUUUUUUCAUGCCCUUUUGAAAAUUGCAACUUCUCUAGUUAGAAAUCUAUUUCUUACAGCUUUUUAAAGACUUUGUCAUGAUCAGUUCUAGAGUAUAUACAGAACCAGCUGUAUGUGUGGACUGGUUGUAGAAUAAAUCAUAACUAUGCAGGCUUAAUUUUCCAAUCUGAUUUUGUAUUUAAGGAUCACAGGUAGAUGUAAGGCAUUUGAUCCAACCCUGUUGACAGUGAAGUUGUGAAGUUUGGGAGCGCUCUAGAGUCUUAACAAUGGUGCUAUUUACGGGGCUUACUUGUUCAGUACAAGGUGAAGCCUGGUGGUGUCAAUAAAACAAAUACAUAUUUCUUUUCUACUAAUUAUUGCCAGCCUUUGUUUUGAAUUUCUGUCUUGUCUGUAGAUGUCCCGCCUGUUGUAUUGAAUUAACCUUUCCUUCCUCUCCCUUUACACAGCGGGCUUGUUUGCUGUGCUCUCUCUGCCCCCUACGGAUAGAAUUGAAGUCUAUAUUUCCCCCUGGGAUCUUGACUGGCCAUCUUAGUUCUCUGCAGUAGAAUCCACAUCUCACCCCCAAAACUGGGGACAUGAGUAACCUCCCUCCUUCCUAUCAGGAUUGGCAGGACUUUCUUGUUAGAGGGUAGUAAUGCUUCCUCUUUGAGCCCCCGACAACGGUAACAGCUAUGGGCAUUUUUGGAUUGGCAUAUUUCCCAUUGUUACUUUGUCCUAUUUUGGCAAGAAAACUAUCAACAGUCUCCUUGGGAAUUUCAAAAGUUGGCGUGAGCUGCAUAGCUUUAUCUACAGUUUUAUCGAAUAUGCUCACUUAUAUUUAGAGAAAGGUGAGUUUGGAAAACUCUGGAUAUAUGAAGCCACUGGUAAACCGAAGUGUUUGAGCUAGGGUUGUCUGAAAGCUGGCCUUGCAAGUCCUGACCUUUAGUCAGGACUAAGAUAAAAAUAGGGCAUGAAUCAAAUGACUAAGAAUGUAAUGGGGAAGAAGUGCCCUGCCUGCCCAUAAGGUCAUCUUGCUGGAGCUGUUGUACCCAUGUAUUUAUUUAUCCUCCUCGAUCCAUAAAUUGCUAAUUUAUGUUUGUCUCUUUGGGGUUGAAAGCACUUUAUGUAGUUUGAUUAGCCCUGUAAGUUCAAGUGACUGAAGGUUAGCCUCCCAUACCCAGUCUUGUAAGUUUUGUUUACUAGGAGCCUGACUUCCCAGCUCACCAGGUGUGAUAGCUGAAGUACAGACAGGAUCUUAGUAGGUGUCUUAGGUGUGGGGCUGUGAAGACUUGGAGAGGCCAAGUGCUCGGGAAGAGGGAUUGAUUUAGAUGGAGAAGAGGCAUGUGGUCUUGAGUGCUGACUAGCUGGGUAGUUGGGGCUCCGCCUCCAAAGUGAAGAGGGAGGGGCUGCUUGGAAAGAUGGCUCUCAGUAAAUCUGUCUUUUACUUCUCAGGGAAAACAUUGCUCAAGCAUCAGCAUGUACAUGCUACCCAGGGUGAACAUCUUCGUUUUGGUAGAGCAGCUGGCAUUUUUAACAGCUGUUACCGAAAGGGUUAGGACCAAGUGGCUUGUAAAAAAAAUGUUUCCCUAACUUCUGUUUCUUAUCCCUGAGGAAAAAUAAAUAAACCUUUUUUUUUUUCCCUAA
Psammomys obesus (fat sand rat) is the source of this 3203-nucleotide messenger RNA. It is a transcript of the gene Mcl1, whose product is annotated as MCL1 apoptosis regulator, BCL2 family member. Gene Ontology annotation, cellular component: mitochondrial outer membrane. Gene Ontology annotation, biological process: extrinsic apoptotic signaling pathway in absence of ligand; positive regulation of apoptotic process; intrinsic apoptotic signaling pathway in response to DNA damage. The record is from RefSeq and is a predicted model, not a curated record. Lineage: Eukaryota; Metazoa; Chordata; Mammalia; Rodentia; Muridae. Gene Ontology annotation, molecular function: channel activity; protein homodimerization activity; protein heterodimerization activity. The transcript is spliced from 5 exons. The coding region runs from base 1 to 813 and encodes 270 amino acids.